Molecule: messenger RNA, 4259 nt
Organism: Formica exsecta
Lineage: Eukaryota; Metazoa; Arthropoda; Insecta; Hymenoptera; Formicidae
Gene: MTA1-like
Product: metastasis-associated protein MTA3
Biological process (GO): negative regulation of transcription by RNA polymerase II
Cellular component (GO): NuRD complex; nucleoplasm
Molecular function (GO): transcription coactivator activity; sequence-specific DNA binding; transcription corepressor activity
Source: RefSeq, a predicted model, not a curated record
CAAUGAAAAAUAGUUGCCUUGCGAUUCUUAUUAUAGAGUCUCUACUCUAGGUAGCACUCGAGCUAUGGUCUUGUGUUGCGCGAAUCUUUGGCAGAUCCGGUAGUAGCGCUCGUGCCGCGCGUUUUGUGUUGGGUAGUCGGGUAUUCUCCUCCGCUCUCCUCGUCGAAGUUUGAGUGCGUUGGCUUCUCGCGAGUCGCACAGGCGCGAGCGGGAAGAGAGGCGAUCGCGCUCUCGAACCCGGUGGAGGAGACAUAAACGAACGCGGUGAAUUAUCAGAUUUCGGUAGUGAGAGUGCAUCGAGUGAAGGAGAGGCGUUCGCGAGACGAGUUCUCCGCUUGAAAACGGCGGUGAGGGACCUUGUCCUGGUCGUGCGCUCUUAGCGGCUCCGCCGAAACGAAAAUGGCGGGCCGUGUCGGAGGCAGCGGUCGCCGCCGACAGUGUUGAGUCGUCGUAACGGACACGUGUGGUGGCGAUCGUCCAAUUGCUACCUGUACGCUGUACGUGCUGUACGUUGGAAUUUUUUUUUUCACUUCCGGUGCGCGCGCGCGCUGCGCGCCGCUCAUUGUUGCCGAGCACCGAUCAUAAAUCGGACUGCGAACGGAAAGAAAACGGUAUACCUGAGUAUAUUGUAACAGUUGAGCGUAAACUCGUUGGUAGUAGUAAUACAUACUCUGUUCGAAAGAGAGACACACACCGUAGCGACCGUGCGAAUCUGUAAAGUUGGAGGGAGGAAGGGAACAGACGAAGAAAGAAAGAGAGAGAGAGAGAGAGAGAAAGAAAUAGAGAAGGACAGAGACACGGGGCAAAUAGAAAGAGCGAAAACCCCGAGGGGUACAGCACAGUUGGACAGAGGACGCAGUGGCGGCGAGAUAUAGGACGGAGUGAAAGUUAAAUAGCUUUAAAUCGACAAUGGACAAACAAACACGAUGGAGUGAUUACGUCGCGAGGUGUUGACUGUCCGAUAGCGACGAGGAGCGUGCGGGUCUGUGUUGAGAGAAAGAGAUAGAGAUAGAGCUAGAGAAAGAGAGAGAGAGAGACACAGAGAGAAACAGAGAGCGAAAGAGAGAGAGAGAGAGAGAGAGAGAGAGAAAUAGAGAAGGACAGAGACACGGGGCAAAUAGAAAGAGCGAAAACCCCGAGGGGUACAGCACAGUUGGACAGAGGACGCAGUGGCGGCGAGAUAUAGGACGGAGUGAAAGUUAAAUAGCUUUAAAUCGACAAUGGACAAACAAACACGAUGGAGUGAUUACGUCGCGAGGUGUUGACUGUCCGAUAGCGACGAGGAGCGUGCGGGUCUGUGUUGAGAGAAAGAGAUAGAGAUAGAGAUAGAGCUAGAGAGAGAGAGAGAGAGAGAGACACAGAGAGAAACAGAGAGCGAAAGAGAGAGAGAGAGAGAGAGAGAGAGAGAUAGAGUGCCGCCGAUCGGCGGCGGCGGCGGCGACGGCGGAUCGUGAGAUUGUAACACGUUGCGGAGGACGAGAAGCCUUGAUGCCGAUGCCGGCCGAAUACCACGAGGGUCACGGUAACCACGAGAACGCCAAUUUCGCUCUCGGGUCCACGCAGGACGCCAGCAACAUGACGGCCAACAUGUACCGGGUGGGAGAUUAUGUGUAUUUCGAAACUUCCACCUCAUCACCGUACCAGAUUAGAAGGAUAGAAGAAUUAAAUAAGACCGCAAAUGGAAAUGUGGAAGCAAAAGUCAUGUGCUUCUUCAGGCGGAGGGAUUUACCUUCUACCUUAGUUAUGCUCGCGGACAAACAUCAAUUGGCAAGCGCGGAGCAGCAGAGGUCAGAAUCCCCUGCGAGCACGCAGAAUCAGAAACUCGAGAACCCUGACACUACUAAGGAAAUGACUAGUAAAGAUGGGAUUGGGCCCAAAGUGAUGAUCAAAGGGGGCGGGAAAGGGGGCUGGCUGAAGGCCCCAUUAUCGGAGGCCCAAGAGCCCCAUGGGAUGGAGGACAGUGUUCCUGGUGGAGUAACGGAAUUAAAUACUAAGCAACGUCACCAAAUGAAACAUAGAGAAUUGUUUUUAUCGCGACAAGUGGAGACCAUGCCUGCUACGCAUAUUCGGGGCAAAUGCUGCGUAACAUUACUAAACGAAACCGAAUCCUUGUUAAGCUAUCUAAACAAGGAGGAUUCAUUUUUUUACUGUUUAGUAUUUGAUCCUGCUCAACGUACUUUGCUUGCCGACAAAGGUGAAAUUAGAGUAGGUAGUAGAUAUCAGGCGAUAGAUAUACCGGCGGUAUUGACGGCCGCAGAAAAAGAAGGGGAUUCUCGUAAGUUACAAGAUUUGGAGACUCUGGUUUGGACUCCGAGACACAAUUUGACAGAUCGUCAAAUUGAUCAAUUCCUUGUGAUUAGUAGAUCAGUAGGCACCUUCGCAAGAGCCUUGGAUUGCUCGUCCUCCAUCAAGCAACCCUCUUUGCAUAUGUCUGCAGCUGCUGCAUCUAGAGAUAUUACUUUGUUCCAUGCGAUGGAUACCUUACAUCUGCACGGCUAUGAUUUAUCGAAUGCCUUAGCAUCUCUCGUACCUAGUACCGGUCCGGUGCUAUGUCGGGACGAAAUGGAAGAAUGGAGCGCAUCCGAGGCAAAUCUAUUCGAAGAAGCGCUCGAUAAAUAUGGAAAGGACUUUGCUGAUAUACGAACGGACUUUUUACCAUGGAAAACAUUAAAGAAUGUAAUCGAGUAUUAUUACAUGUGGAAAACGACGGAUCGAUAUGUUCAACAGAAAAGAGUGAAGGCUGUAGAGGCGGAGAGUAAGCUGAAGCAAGUUUAUAUACCAAAUUAUAAUAAGACUCCCGCAUCGACUACCGCACCUUCUACGGCCACAAUCGUACCUCUGGGCAAUAGCAACAGCAAUAGUAACGGAAAACCAACCAAUAUUCUGAAUGGUAACAGUAACGGUAGCAUGGUGGCCGACAAUUCUGGAAUACUUAUGGUCGGAGUCGGUGGAAAACCAUGCGAAGGCUGUCAGGGCGUGCAGAGUCCGCAGUGGUAUGCGUGGGGACCGUCGCAUAUGCAGUAUCGUCUCUGUCAGUCCUGUUGGAUGUACUGGAAGAAAUACGGAGGACUUAAGGUGCCAUCGCGCAUCGAUGACGUCGAUCUCGAGAGAAAACGUACUGGCGCAGGAUCGGACGAAGAGAGCAAGGGUAUGGGCGGCGCGCACAGGCCACAUCGAUGCAACGUUCCCACUUGUGGCAAGGAGUUUAAGUUGAAAGCUCACUUAAGUCGUCACUACGCGAGUACGCACGGAGUGGAUCUGCGCGGCGCCGCCGGAAGCGGCGGUGGCGGGAGCGGAUCACCGCGACCUGUUAUGAAGACUCGAUCCGCGUUUUACUUGCGCACCUCCCUAUUGGCCCGCGCCGCACGACGACUCUGCCCUGCGCAAUUGCGAACGCGUCAUGCCGCGAGAGCGCCGCAUCAACCGGUAAAUACAAUGUCGUUGCGACAUUUUUGCGUUCAGUUGGCCUCCAAGAGUCCCGCGGAACUCCGUAUCCUGGCGCGCGCUGUACGACCACGGCCGCGUCCACGUGUGACUGACAUCGCUUCGCGUCUGGGCGAUCUGAAUGGAGACUGGGAUUGGUUGAUGCUGACUACCCCGGCACAACGUAAGCAGCCUGACCGGGUUUCGUUUCCACGUCCGCCAAAGGCACCUGACGGCAGUCUUUUAUACGAGAGGGUGCCGAAUAAACCCGAAGUGGAUAGGCUUACGGUGACGCCACCUCAACCGCAACCAGUCAUGUCGACCCAGCAGAAUAUUAUGAAGCGCGCAAGACCUUUUGACGAAAUCAAUGGUUCAGAUGGUAUCGCUCUAAAUGCGGCGCUUCCUCCCAGUGGACCUCCCGCGAAAAGGAUUCAUCACGCGCAGCAACUGCAUCCAAAGCACACGCUAGAACAUCCUACGCCCGCUGUUCUUCCUCUCGCACCACCUCUCAAUGGCAGAGCUACUCAUCCACAUACGUUACCCCACGGUGCACCGUUGUCUAGAAGUAAUGCGCGUAAACAAGUUAUUUCGUGGAUGGAUGCGCCUGAUGAUGUAUACUUUCGCGCCACCGAACAGAUCAAACGAGUUAGAAGAACUCUAGCCUCGGUGGAAUUGCGAAGAGCAGCGCGUAAGCCGUGGCGCAGAUUGUCGAUCCCUCUGCAUCCGCCUCACCUUCAAAGAACGGUGCGCGGUGAAGACAUGGUCGUCAUCUUGGACUGAAUCCGUAAUACAAUCGGAUAAUAUUGUGUAUGUUGGUUCGCUACACAUGAAACCAA